AUUCUUCUUUCUUGUUCCUGUUUCUUCUCAAGAGAUUUUUCCCAACUUCUUUGCAGCAGAACUGGGAGACUUUCACGAAGAAACAGAUAGAAAACAUCUGGCACGAACCCGGUACUUACCGAACCAAGACUGUUUAGAGAGCAAGAUCACGCACUUUCAUCAGAAGCACAUUGGCAGGAGCCCAGCUGAAUCUGACAUUCUGCUACUGGACAUAGCGAGGAAGUUGGAUAUGUAUGGCAUCAGGCCUCACCCUGCCAGUGAUGGCGAAGGGAUGCAGAUCCACCUGGCUGUUGCUCACAUGGGCGUACUGGUGUUACGGGGAAAUACAAAGAUCAAUACUUUCAACUGGGCUAAAAUCCGCAAGUUGAGUUUUAAGAGAAAGCAUUUUCUCAUCAAACUUCAUGCCAACAUCUUGGUGUUGUGCAAGGACACCUUGGAGUUCACCAUGGCCAGCCGAGAUGCCUGCAAGGCUUUCUGGAAGACUUGUGUGGAGUACCAUGCUUUCUUCCGACUUUCCGAAGAGCCCAAAUCAAAGCCCAAAACCCUACUCUGCAGCAAAGGUUCCAGUUUCCGCUAUAGUGGAAGAACCCAAAGGCAACUUUUGGAAUAUGGAAAAAAAGGAAGGUUGAAGAGCUUGCCAUUUGAAAGGAAACAUUAUCCAUCUCAGUACCAUGAACGGCAGUGCAGGUCCUCGCCAGACCUCCUCUCUGAUGUGUCAAAACAAGUGGAAGAUUUGAGACUAGCAUACGGCGGUGGGUACUACCGAAAUGUGAAUGGAGUGCACGCAUCUGAGCCGGUGCUAGACAGUCGGAGGAGAAAUUCUGCAGUGGAGGUGACGUUUGCAGCCGAGCUGGAGCGUUCCAAACCAGAAGCGGAUCCCAAAUCAUUACAUCAGUCCCAAAGCAGUUCCUCUUUCCCUUUUAUUUAUACAGACCCUGUCUUUAAAACUGACCCCGAUCCUGCCACUGAUCCCAGAGACUACUUUGAGGAAAGGAGUCCCCUAAGCUCCUUCCGAACAAGCUGUAAGUUUGCUGACAAUCACAUGAGCACAUCUUCUGGCCUGACAAGCAAAGUGAGUCCAGCAAGGCAGCUAACUUACACAGAUGUGCCCUAUAUCCCUUGUACUGGUCAGCAGGUUGAUAUCAUGCCUCCUCAAGUCUUUUUUUAUGUGGACAGACCACCCCAGGUGCCCCGACGGUCUCCAAUCAUGGCAGAGGAAAGGGAAAGGCAAGAUAACUGUCUAGAGCCCACUGCAAUGAAGCCGGCCAAAAAAAGCCCAAGGAAUGUCAGAAUGAAGAGCUUUCAGCAAGACUUUCAAGAACUCCAAGAAGCUAUGGCCAGGACUAGUGGUAGGAGCAACAUCAAUGUAGAUCCAGAAGAGGAAGACCCAAAUUUAGAGGAUGCAUUUGCAAGUAACAUUCAAGAGCAAACCCCUAAACGAUCCCAGAGCCAAUCAGACAUGAAAACUAUCCGUUUUCCUUUUGGGUCAGAAUUUAGACCUUUAGGGCCUUGUCCUGCUCUGAGUCGUAAAGCUGACCUGUUUACAUAUAUGUUUGCAGAGCAGGACUUUCCAACAGUUCUAAUGGAUCAGGGAGCAGCAGAAAGAUAUGUAGCCAGUGAAUCCAGUGAUUCUGAAUCAGAGAUUCUUAAACCAGACUACUACUCUUUGUAUGGCAAAGGAAUAAGGUCACCCAUGGCCAGAAUCCGCUUGUCUUCUGGUAGUCUACAGCUAGACGAAGAAGAUGAAGAUGUUUCUUUCACUACACCAACUGCUGAAGACAGGACUUUGCUAAAACCGUGUAAUUACUUUUUAACUUAAAAAUGUGAACUCUACGGACAUUCCUGGGCCAGUUCCAUGUUACCAACUUAGGUAAAAAAUUAGGAACCUUCUGCAUAAACCACUUUUUUAGUUAGUAUUCCUUGGUAUUAAUGGAAUCCUCUAAGUUUGGGCACCUAGCUUAUGAAAUAUCCAGCUGCUGCCUCGAUCCUCAAGCUCCACUCUUUUGUUCCCUCUGAAGGGUCUCUGGACCAUGCCCUCUCCUCACCAGCACUGUGGCGGGGUGAGGUGGGUAUUUGUCAUCUCCAUUAUACAUUUCUCCAUAGAGACAUUAUAAAUGAAAGUCAGGCUCUUCAACACUGAAGAAUGGUGACAGUAGGGGUUGGCAUAUAGAAUUGGCUUCUGAUGUCAUUUAGUGAUUUAGUAGAUUGUGACUGUGUUGGUCAUUUUGUUCUUAAUACUAUGACUAAAGGUUUCAGUCCUCAUUAUUUGCGUGGGGCCUGGUAAAAAUGGUCCUGUUAUAUGUUAAGAACUUUAAUUUUUAUAACAUAUACUAGGGGGAGCAUGGCCCUCCUAUAUCUCAGGAACAAGACAGUGGCAUAGAUCCUCUCAACACAACACAAGUCUAUAACUCAUCUAGGAACUGGCAGAAUUCUAAACCUCAAAAAUUCAUGAAUUAAUCAAUUGCUAAAGCCAGAUAUAUGCCUGAUGAAGAUAUUAUGAUGUUUGACUUAUUACUUCUCUAUUCUUAACUAUCUAUUAUAUGUAGCGAAAGAUAAAAGUUAACAUGGUGUUUAAUCUCUCCUGCGAGAAUUGAUUUUUUGCUAUAUCUUCUUGCAUGUAUGUAAUGUAGGCAAGGGAAUGAGAUGAAUAGUAUUUUAAUAAAGAGCAAUGGAAAUCCAUUUAUUUAAAAAAUAAUUUGUAAGUAUGAUCUUCCUUUUGUUUUAAUCAAUUUCAGAAGUGGUUGGUUCUAGCCUAUUACUAAGGGAAGGGACAGUUAGAGAACAAGGAAAAGAGGGAGGCAUGUGAAAAUGCCUAGUAAGGGAUGGAGAAGCGGUAAAUUGGGGUAGCUGAAAUGAAAAAGGAGAGUACUAAAACCAGACUGAGUUAAUGAACCAAAAUUCUAUUCUUGACCCAUUCAGAAUUUCUCUACCACUCCCCGUGGAAGUUAUAGCAUUCUAUUUGAGAACUUUAUUUUGUUUAUUGAUUUUAAUGUUAAGUACAACAUAUUUACAAGAUAAUGUUAGGUACUAACUUCAAAGAAAUGAUGCAAUCAUAUAGGCAAGCUAUUUUUAUCUAUGACUUCAGUGAGAAAAGAUGGAUGGAAUAGUUUCCUUAUUCUCUUAGUCCUAACAUCAGAAAAAUCCCUUUUAAUAUACCUCACUCUACUCCUUCCCCACAUUCUACCACUUUCCUUCCUGUCCCUGGAAUCGUAUCUAGUAACUCACAGACUAGAAUAUUUAAUAAUAAGACUAUAUCGAAGCCCAAUCACCUAUAUAUCAAUCCUAUAGAUCCUCAAAGCUAUGUUAAGUUCAUCUUUGACCUUUUCUCUAGGAAAAUCUCAAAUUCCUUCAGGCUUAUGCUAUUUCUCAUAUGAAUUUCUGGAAACCUUUGUGAAAUUUGUUUGCCCCAGGGAACUAUAGGGUUCCAAUCUGUAAAAGAUUUCCAAAUAAAACUAUAAUUAGGGUGAUCAUAUAAUUUAUUGUCCAACCUUGGACAUUUUUGAGUGAAAUAUAGGAAUCUAGUAAUAGUUUUGUCAGGAUGGGGCAGAAAUGAGGACAGACGUUCACUGUAGCUACAAUCAAUGCUUAAUAAAAUGUGAAGAAUAUCUUCCAGUUUUCAACAGAAACAUUGGUGUUAAAGUUCCAACAAUAGAUCAAAGGGCAAAGGAGAAAUAAUUUGAAACAAUUAAAAUACUAUACCAUACCCCGCUCAAGAAAACAAACAUUGAAGACCAUGAAAUUUAAGAAUUUAUUUUUAAACCCCCCAAAACACUGGAGUAUGCUUCACCUAGAAACACUUUACAGGACUACUAACUACAAUGAAUAAGCAAUACAAUUUCUAUCCAUGAUACAGUUGUGUCGUCAAGUUUCAAAUAAUCAAUUUAUAAAUCUGUUGCUUUGACUUUUACAAAAAUAUUCAUUUAAUCAAUGAUGAGUUGCAAAAUUAUUUCCAGACCUUUACAGAUCAUAAACUGUAAUGGAAUUUCAGUUAGACAGCAGGUGAAAAUUUUAACUGGACCAUUACUUCAAAAUAUAAUAUGUUAAAAGUAAUUGUUACAGUACAGGCACCAAUGAAAAGAAUUUCUUGGCAUAUGAUAUGACAACUUAUUCACAUAUCUGUAUUAUUACAAAAACAGAGGAGGUAAUGGGCACUUUGACUAAAAACUGCAUUCUUUACUUGAAGAACAU
Messenger RNA from Equus caballus (horse), 4188 nucleotides. The record is from RefSeq and is a predicted model, not a curated record. NCBI's taxonomy places the organism in Eukaryota, Metazoa, Chordata, Mammalia, Perissodactyla, Equidae.